CACCACUGAGCACGUACUGACAAUACAGCCGACACAGACUAUUUCAUUUUCAAAAACCAUCUGGUAUCGAGAGACGAGGCUCAUUUCUGCUGUAGGAAGUAUGGGAUGACACUGAUGUCCAUCAGGAGCGAAAAUACCAAUGUAUUUUUGACCAAUUCUUUGAAAGCCAGUGGGCACAAUGCAAUAUGGUUAGGAAUUUUCAACAAUCCGAACAACAAUCGAGAGAUGAUUUGGCACAACAACACUGCAGUUCAGUACAAUAAUUUUGAUUCGACAACUAUGGCAGCAAUAUAUAAUAUGACCGACAACAUCACCGAGGCAACCACUCUUUGUCUAUAUGGCGAAGUCACAAACCAGCUUCUGUGGAAAAUUGCACCAUGCGAAGAAAAACUCGACUUUGGAUGUGAAAUAAUUGGUCCUGGAGUUAAUGUUUUACCAGCUAUGAUACCUGAUGCACUUUGUCCAGACUUGGUAAAAUUGAGAUCAUACGACAUUGCUCGUGAUAGCGCUUUCGUUGACAUUGCAGGGAGAACUAGGGCUGGUACGUUUGGGUAUUUCAGACGCGAGGAUUUGGUAUUCGCAAUGGGAACAAGGAUUGGAUAUGAUAAAACUGAAGACAACAUUGAGUGUGUAUUUCGUUGUCUGGAAACCCCAGGAUGCAAUGACGUAAUUAUACUGGACAAAAAUCACUGUCUUAUGUAUCAGAGGUGAAAUACCUUGCAUAAUCUAACACUGAUGAAUCAGUGAGCAGGAUUUAUCUCUGUGUUGUUCAGAAUUUUAGUAUGACAUAUGAAAAAUAAAUGAUUUG
Molecule: messenger RNA, 808 nt
Organism: Saccostrea cuccullata (small rock oyster)
Lineage: Eukaryota; Metazoa; Mollusca; Bivalvia; Ostreida; Ostreidae
Exons: 5
Coding region: 106-711 (201 amino acids)
Source: RefSeq, a predicted model, not a curated record